GGAUGCAGGCUGCCGUUAGAGGGACAGAAGAAGAAGAACAGAGGAGGUCUGUGUGCAUGUAGAGAAUCAGUGAGAAUCACUUUUUAUCAAACUGAUCAAUAAUUGAUUCAGACACAAAGUAAAGUUCCUGCAGCUUCCGGUUCAAUAACCGCUGGAGAGCGGAGCUGGUUGACCGCGGGGAGACACACAGUCUCUGCGGGAGGAGAUGUACCGUGGUCGGCCUCCGCCGAGAGGAGGCCACCCGCCGCCUCCGAGGCCUUACCCGGCACAGGGUUACAGAGACGACCGGAGCCGGCCCAGGCCUCCGUACCACCCCGGAUACCACGACCAUGCUCACCCGGACCCGUACCGCCGCUCCCCACCGCGCAGGAGGUACCCUUCCCCCGGGUCAGGAAGCCACCGAGGCGGGGAGUACUGGUCCGGUGGUCCGCCGAGAGAGAGUUCUCCGUCACCUCGUGGGCCGAUUCCCCUGGACCGCAACCUGGUCAUCACUGUCGGCAACAAGCUGACUGGACCACCUGGGUCUGCCCCCUCACGCCACCAUGACCGAGACUACCCUCCUCGACCUGAGUACGAGCGGAGCCGAAGUCCGGACCGCAGCCGGGCCAAGAGUCGGGGGCGGAGCAAGAGCCGGCCCCGCAGCCAGAGCCGCAGUCCGGACCGCAGCCGGGCCAAGAGCCGGGGGCGGAGCAAGAGCCGGCCCCGCAGCCAGAGCCGCAGUCCGGACCGCAGCCGGGCCAAGAGUCGGGGGCGGAGCAAGAGCCGGCCCCGCAGCCAGAGCCGCAGUCCAGGCCGGAGCCGGGCCAAGAGCCGGGGGCGGAGCAAGAGUCGCCCCCGCAGCCAGAGCCGCAGCCCGGACUGCAGCCAGGCCAAGAGCAAGAGUCGCCCCCACAACAGGUCUUCGUCCAGGUCUAGAUCGAGGUCCAGGUCCAUAGGGCGGAGCAGAGGACGCAGCUACAGCAAAGCAGCAAGCCGCGGUCGCAGCAGGAGCCGGCACAGGAGUCGCAGUCGCAGCGUGAGCAGCAGCUCGAGCAGCGGAGACGAUGGCAGCGAGAAAUCCAGAAAAGAGUUCAAAGAGCUGCAGACGGCUCGCCGCAGGAAGGAGCUGGAGGAGAUGCUGAGCCUGCCAACCAAAUCCAUCCUGAAGAAACGCAACGACUCGGAGGACUCGCCAUCGCUCAGGAGCUCAGACUCUCCCAGAGGUCUGGAAGCCUCCAACAUCUGUCGAGUAGCCGACCAGCUGCUGCUGGCUGUUAAAGGCACGGAGCCCCACAGGGUCGCCUCCAUGCUGGCAGAGCUGCGCUCCGAUCCACGCAUGGCUCAACGCGCCGGUCUGGACGCCGAGAUCAAAGAGAUCCUCAACCUGCUGGGGGUUCAGGCGGCGGGGGGUCGAGCUCAGGAGAAGGCCGCGGACGACAUCGACGACGAGGAGAAGUUCCUGUACGGAGACUCGGAGGAGCCCAAACCUCCGCCGGUCUCCGAGCCGGUCCAACACCACGUUCUGGAUCUGUACGGAGACGUGACUGAGGAGGCGCUGUACGGAGACUACCCCCCGCAGAAACCCGUCACCACUCAGACGUACGGCCUUCCACCGGAGGCCUCUUCUCACCUUCAGGUCCCUCCCACCAUCGGGGAGGUGGACGUGAGGUACGCAAGCCGGCCCGCCAUCAGCCCCGACCGGCACAUCACAGUCCAGGUGUCGAACCCCGCCUACCCACCGGGAAUGGAGCCGCUGGAGGAGAGCGAGCGGCAGGCGCUUGAGGAGUACGAGAAGAUCCAGGACCUGCUGAAGACCAUCGGCCUGGACUUGGGUGUGGCCGACAUCAGCAAGAUGGCCGCCAGGACCAAAGAGAGGCUCCACGGGAACAAGCCUCCCCCGAAGACGCCCACACGCCGCAGACGUUACUCCUCCGGCAGUUCGGACGGCAGCCGCCGCAGCCAAGGCCGGAGGAGGCGGAGCCACAGCAGCAGCCCCAGCAGCAGCAGCAGUGGGAGUCGCAGCCGUGGGCGGGGGGGCAGCUGGAGCAGCGACGACAGCCACAGGAAGAGCUUGGCUCCGCCCACAACUCACAGAGACGUGAAAGAGCCGAAGGUCGAGCGGAGCGACGCAGCACCCACGCCGCCUCCACAAAAGCUUCCUGACCCCAAAACUCUCCCCCCUCCUCACCCCGGGGUGCCCAUACCCAACUACCCCCCCCCACAGGUCCACGGAAUGAUGCCCCCUAACUUUCCCCCGCCGCAUUACGGCCAGUACGGGAACUAUCUUCCUUACAUGCACCAGCAGUGGCCGCCCAUGUACCCGCCCCCAACAUGACACUGCCCCCCCAGACCCGCCCAGACGAGUUCCCCCCCCACUCUGCCCUAUAAACAGGCCUUGAACAGAGUGGCCCCUGAGCCGGGGGCCAAAGCUUUGGUGAAGAGUUGUGUUCAGGACGCUGAGAAGGGAAAAGUCAGCAGCCACGACAGAAGAGUGUCUGAGGAGCAGAACAACGAGAGCCAGAAACAAAAGGUUCUGGAGGAGAGAGAGAAGCUGAAGCAGGAGAGAGAGACCAGGAUGAAGAAAAAAGAAUAUCUGAUGAAGGAGCUGGAGAGACUCCGGAAGCAACAAGGCGAGCUCCUGAGGAAGAAGAGGCGGGAGAAGGGGGGCCACAAAGACCCUCUGCUGCAGGAGAUCAGCCACCUGCAGGAGGAGGUCAUGACUCAGAUCUCCAACCUGCGCAAAGAGCACGAGGCUGCCGAGAAGAAACGCAGCGAGAUCGACAAGGUGGCGCUCAUCCUCGGUCUGAGCCCUUCCGACCGGCCCCGCGGGACCAGUAGGCCGGCCGAGGUCCAGGAGGCCGAACCGCCGCCGCCAGAGAAGAAACGGGAGGCAGAGAGAAGUCCUGAGCGACGGCAGGCAGCCAGCAACUCCAUUAUAAAGCAGACCUCAGCGUUGCCGCCGUCCUUGAGAGCAUCCCAGGACGAGCCGCCCGUCAGCGCCCCGGCUCCGCCUCCGGCCCCGCCCACAGACCCAUUUGAAUACUAUGAUGCAGGAAACCACUGGUGCAAAAACUGUAACGUCACCUCUGGUUCCAUGUUUGAUUUUUUCACACACUUGCACAGCAAAUCACAUCGAAAGACUCUGGACCCGUACGACCGGCCCUGGGCUUCCACUCCCACCAAAACCGCCAAGAACACGCGGGCAGAAGAGAAGCUGACAAAACCCGCCAAAGGUUCAGAGUUCUUGCUGCCUGUCAGAGGAUUCUUCUGCCUGCUGUGUAAAGAGUUUUAUGGAGACGCCAUCUGUGCAGAAGAGCACGUCACCACACACACUCACAAUGAGAAAUACAAGAAACAAAUGUACGAGAAUCCCUUGUAUGAACAGAGGAGGAACCUGGACCGCCAGGCAGGACUGGCCUCAGAGACAAGUGGAAAGAAACGGAAACAUGAGGACGACGAGAAAGGAAACAAAGACAAGGAGGAAAAGUCCAAACCCAAAAAGGAGAAAAGGGACAAGGAGAAAAAGAAGGAAGAGGAUGACACUAUUCAAAAGGAGGAGAAAUCUAAAGUUAAAAAGGAGGAGGAGAAGCCGAAGCUGAGCAAGAAAGAGGAGGAUUUUAAAGAUGCCAAAAGCCUGGAAGAAGAGCGGCCUUCCUAUACCAAAAAAGAUGAGGAUGAAAAGUCUAAAUACAGCAAGAAGGAUGAUAAAUACCGGGUCAGCAGAGAGGAAGAGGAGAGGGGUAAAUACAGCCGAAGAGAAGAAGAAUAUCGGUACCGCUAUCGCAGAGAUGAAAACGACAAAUAUGACGAUCGUCCCAAAUAUGGGCCGAGAGAAGACGAGGACAAGUAUAAAUAUUGUAAAUAUUCAGAUUUCAGGCCCAAAUAUGACAGAGAGAGAGAAGGGAAACCUAAUGCUGAGAAGGAAGCUUUUAAAAAGCUUGAGCCGGGAAAACCAGCAGUGAAACCAGCAGGGAAACCAGAAGUCAGCAAGCCAGAACCUCUGCCAAAGCCCUACGACCCGCCUAAAAUCUUCUCUGGACCCAGUCCAGCCAUGAGGGCAAAGCUACGCAAGCAGAGCCUUGAAGCCAGCAAACCAGCACUGGUGGCCCCGACCCCUUCAUUCGGAAAGUUCAUGUGGAAAAAGAGGGAGAACAUUCUGGCAAAGGAGGCAGAGAAAGUGGCCGCCGAGUUCAUCAAGGAUGACGAAGCGGCUGCGAAGCAGAAUCCAGUCUUGGUAGAGGACUGUUUUGCAAAAUCCCUGGCUGUUGCUAAGGAGAUUGCCCAGAAGCUGGGGGACCAGCCAAGCCAGGUUCCUCCCUGGGUAUCCAACAGCGACAACCGGGGAAGGAUCCGACCAAACCUCCCUGCACCCGCUGCAGUCCUGAGGAAAACAGCCAUGAUGGGUAAACCUGCACCUCUGAACACCUUCCUCUCUAUCAGACCCCAAAACACUAGUUUACAAGGGUAUCCAAAAGAUGGACCACCAGUUGGUGGACCUGGGCCAAUCGAAGUUGUGACUGCACCGGGGGUUGCUAGACAAGAGCCAUUUGAGGUUAAUUGUGUGCCACCAGUUUCUGAACCUGCAGUGUUUGAGGGAAAACCUGCGCCACCAGUUUCUAAACUUGCGGUGUUUGAGGGAAAACUUGCGCCAUCAGUUUCUGGACCUGCGUCGUUUGAGGUUAAUUCUGCACCCCCAGUUUCUAAACCUGCAUUGUUUGAGGUUAAUUCUGCACCCCCAGUUUCUAAACCUGCAUCGUUUGAGGUUAAUUCUGCACCCCCAGUUUCUAAACCUGCAUCAUUUGAGGUUAAUUCUGCGCCACCAGUUUCUAAACCUGCAUCGUUUGAGGUUAAUUCUGCGCCACCAGUUUCUAAGGCUGCUCCAUCUGUGGUUAAAUCUGCACAACCAACAAUGAUUAAGAUAGUAUCUGAUGUCGCAGCUCCCGGCGUCCCAGAAAGUGAGCAAACACGUACUGUAUUUGUUAAGCCUCCUCCUUUCAUGACUAAGAGCAACGGAGCUCAGAAGUCUGAGAAACUGAAGAGUAACCUGGCUGCAGCCAAAGCCCAGGACUUAUUUGACAUAUUCUACAGCAGCGCUGGCCAAUCGGGCUCCUCCUCCAUCACCAAACCAGCAACAGACACUGGAAGUGACAGGAGUAGCAACAAUAAAAGUCAACUUUUACCUACCCCGCAAGCACAAAAACAGCAACCUCAGCCUCUUACCCAGUCCCAACCUCCAACUGUGGUCUGUUUGUCUCCCCAACCAGGCUCAGACAGUUCCCCAAGUCCCCAAAACCAGCCAGAAUCAGACAUUCAGAUUGCAUCCGUUUGGUCUUUGCAGUCUACCCCAAUUCCAACAUCUGAGGUGGCUUCAUCCAAAACUUCACAAACAUCCCAACCAAAACUGAAUCCACCAGCCCAGUCCGAGGCUCAGAGUCUACCCCAAAAACAAUCAUCAGCUCCUAAAUCUGAGUCCCAACUCACCCCACCAACUGAGCCUGAUGAGCCGCAACCAAAACCUCAAACUCUGUCCCAGCCCAAACUGACUCCUCAAAUCCAAACAGAACCACAAUCUCAAUCCCAACCAGACCAGGACACCCCGUCCCAUCCAGAGACCCAUCCUGAUGCAGCUCUAGAACCUGAACCCAAACCAAGCCCCAAAGCUAGAGGCAAGGCAGCAAAGAGAGCCCCCCCUGCCCCCCGCCCUGUCCGACAAACUAGAUAUCAGACCCGGCGGCAGCAGCAGAGCCAGUCCGAGCCAGAGCCUGAGCCGGCUUCAGGAGAUUCUGACUCGGCAGCGUCAGACCUAAAAGGGCUGGACACAUCAGAUCUGGGCUCUGGAUUGCAUCUGGGAGGGGCACCCAGCGAGGGGGACCCUCAGAUGAUGGAGAUUACCCCAGAAAACCUGGGUCUCCCCUCCGACAUGACCUCUCUGGACUUUGAUUACAAUUUUAACUUUGAGUAGGAGUUGACCUGACUGUGUGACGGGAAUCUGGGCAGGGGGUUCUUUAAAACCUCUCAUACGUCCAGUUUGAUCAGAAGAUCGUCAGCCGCAGUCUGUGAUCAAUAAAUUACUGGACUUAAGACCCUCAUCUGUUUAAAGGACCAGUUUAACGUUGAAUGAAACCAUCUUGUUCUCCUUCUUCUCCAGAGUCUGAUGUUUCAGAUAUCGACUUCAUUCCUGUGUAUCCAGUGCAGACAUGGAUCCAGGACGUCUCUAGUCCUGGAUGGCACAUAAUCCUAUACUGUUACUGAUCACAAAAAUCCUCUAAAGGACAAAAACCAACAAUGACUUUAUGAGUAUUUAGUAAAUGGUUUAUGCCUUUGUGUCGUAGACCUCCAUUGUUAACCAGAUGCUACUUGUCAGUAGGAUACAUUCAGUGUUUGAGUCUGCACAUGGGAUCUGAUGUUAAACAUCCAUAUCUUUUUCUAGUCUCUGGACGACAACAGGGCUCUGUGGUACAGAGUUAUAAGCUACUUCAUGUGGCCAUAAGAUCUGGGUCUGGUUUUCAUGGUUUGGGAGAGGCCCCCUUGGUUCAGUGGGGUCCCCCAAAGGGUUACAAGUUUAUUUUAAGAGGUUGUAAUGGUGUGUUCCCACCAAACGCAACACAAAUUGUCCCCUUGUGUUACUCACAGGAUCGGUUGGGAAGAGAGAGUGAAGAUAAAUUGAAUCCCCACAGUUUGAGUAAUAAACAGUGUAAACCGAUCAGAUCAGGAUCCGGUGGGACUCUGGCUGUUUAUGGGCUCUCUCCUGCAGAGCUCCCCGGGCGCCAGCAGCUGUCUGUGGGCAGCAGCAGCUCCGUCUCUCCCUCCUCCUCCACACAGACUGCAAACACCCCGACAUACGACACAAUGAGCCCCUCUAAGUUAAUAUUGUUCACUUGAAUGGGGCGAAUGUUGCGUGUGCUCCCCAUUCGCUUCUGUGCAUUGACUCUGUUUGUAAUCUACUCCAAUAAUGUGAUUUGCGUUUGGUGGGAACACACUAUAAUACAAUUAACAUAAAACUUUAUUUUCUUAUUUCAGAAGAUCCUCUUAUGAAUAACUGGAUAAUAUUUCCUCUUCUUGCCUCUAAAAUGAGUAAAAUAAUCAGCGUCUGCUAGCAGCCCACUGACAUACAGAAUCACUGCCUCAUUUUAAGGAGGUAAAAAAGGUUGAAAUUCUUCUGCUGUCCACAUACUUUUGGUCACGUAGUGUAUCUCAGACUCUACAGACGAUACUUGUUAGCGGGAUGAAUCCAUCGUUCUGAUAUCCACCUUCUCAUCGGACUGUGUGGAAGACGGCAGCAGAGAGUUCCUAAAAUGUCUAACUGUUCCUUUAAAGACGAGCGCUGAGUGUUUGUCACACGUUCAGAUAUAAAAUCUCUCCUCGUUCUUUCUCCUCCGGCAGGUAAAGUACCGGACUCCCUUUGUUCGUUUCCUUCUUUUCUACUGGAGGUCAGACUCACGGGUCAGUCAGUGUUUCCUCUCUGAUGGAUGACGAGGUGUUUUUCACUGUUCAGCUGGUGAAAUCAAAGCGGCAGCACGGACCAAAAUCAGCUCUGUUAGUUUGAAAGCUGCAGUUCACUUAUUCACUGAAGGUCCAGGAGCUGAUUGUGUGAAAGAGCGUCAGGUUUUUGUCCUGCGUUGUGUUUGAAGCACUGAUCCGUGGUCAGUGUCACUGUGUGUGAAUCGAAACAAACUUGUCUUGUAAAGUGAGUUUUAAUAAAAGUUAGUGAGGAAACAAACA
This is a messenger RNA of Dicentrarchus labrax (European seabass), 7701 nucleotides long. RefSeq names its product zinc finger protein 318-like. Lineage: Eukaryota; Metazoa; Chordata; Actinopteri; Moronidae. Gene Ontology annotation, molecular function: zinc ion binding; nucleic acid binding. Gene Ontology annotation, biological process: positive regulation of DNA-templated transcription; negative regulation of DNA-templated transcription. The record is from RefSeq and is a predicted model, not a curated record. Gene Ontology annotation, cellular component: nucleoplasm.